AGGGCGGAGGCCUUGGACGUGGCGGGGGCCGGGCCUGGGGCGCUCCGCUUGGCCUCCGGGAGGCUUGCCUUCCGCGCCGCGGCCGAGCCCCCGACAGGUCCCCGGCCCUCCCAGGUAAACGGGCGCCGGCCUGAGCGACGCCGGGCUGCAUCCGGGCCCCGGCGGGGGUACCCGCGAGGCUGGGCGAGCCGGCGCCUCACCUGCGCGGCGGGGACGCGCGCUCGCGGUGGCGUAAUUUCCCAGCUGGUCUGCGUCUCCUUUCCGCCGCCUCAGUUUGGGGCGGGUCCGGAGAAUGGCUUCGGAAAUGGAGUCGUCGCUGGAGGCGAGCUUCAUGUCCAGCGGAGCGCUGUCGGGGUCUUCAGUGUUUCUGCCGCCUGCCCGCUCCCGCAUCUUCAAGAUAAUCGUGAUCGGCGACUCCAAUGUCGGCAAAACGUGCCUGACCUACCGCUUUUGCGCCGGUCGCUUCCCCGACCGCACCGAGGCUACUAUCGGGGUCGAUUUCCGAGAACGAGCAGUGGAGAUUGAUGGGGAGCGCAUCAAGAUCCAGCUCUGGGACACAGCAGGACAAGAGCGGUUCAGAAAGAGCAUGGUACAGCACUACUACAGAAAUGUACACGCUGUGGUCUUCGUGUAUGACAUGACCAACAUGGCUAGUUUUCAUAGUUUGCCAUCUUGGAUAGAAGAAUGCAAACAACACUUGCUAGCCAAUGACAUACCCCGGAUUCUGGUUGGAAAUAAAUGUGACUUAAGAAGUGCCAUCCAGGUACCUACAGACUUGGCACAAAAAUUUGCUGACACACACAGUAUGCCUUUGUUUGAAACCUCUGCUAAAAACCCCAAUGAUAAUGACCACGUGGAAGCCAUAUUUAUGACCCUGGCUCAUAAGCUGAAGAGCCACAAACCAUUAAUGCUUACUCAACCUCCCGAUAACGGAGUUACCCUGAAGCCUGAACCAAAGCCUGCAGUCACGUGCUGGUGCUAAAUGACAGUUUUCAUUACACCGUUCAAUUCUGAUUAGAGGAAAUACAUUUGAAGUAUGACAGUGAUUGUCGUUAAGAUUUAAUCUCAUGUGAUGGGUCAUCCUGACGCUUCACUGUUUAUGGUCUUCAUGCUCACUUCUGUCUCUAUAUAAUCAAGUUUGUCGCUGUGGCAACACAAGAAAAAAUUUGGUUGUCAGGUGAGGUUGAAAAUGAAGCACAGGUAGGACGAUCAGAACAUCUUCCCAUUAGAGGCAGGGAAGGAAGCUUCACGAGAGAGCGUGAUGGAGUUUUGAGAGUCCAUGACUGUCCAGUCCUGUGUUCUGUGACUAAAAAACCACUAAGGUUGAGUACACACCUAAUGGUAUGUCCUUUGAAAGGGAGGUUUCUCAAUAGGAUAAAAACUUGUAUUGGCCUCUCCCUAUAGUUCUUUCUUUGUAUUAAUAGAUUUCAUUGCAUUGUUACUGGUACAUUUUAGAGCCAAGGCUUUAGUUCUAGUGGGAGGAGAAAGCAUAGAAUGGUUUUUCUGAGUCUCAGCCCAUAAAGAAUGACUUUCCCAACAGUUCUCUGGACGCUUGAUAUUUCUAAUAUCAAUGAGUCCUACAGAAAUUACUGUUAUUUUUAAGAGUGAUUUGAAUUGUUUCCUUACUAAAUUCUAUUAAAAUAUGCAAAAAUAAGUCAAAUUUUAGUGCAAAUGAAGUGACAUAAUACAGUGCUUUAUAUUUUAUUACGGUAUCUUUAAACAAGUGAAAAAUGAAUGGGAAGCCUAGGAGGAAUUGUAAGUCGGGGGAAACAGGUAAACAUGGUUCCUGGCCUUCACAGGAGACUCUUUCUUGGCUUUAGUCAUUUUAAGAUGCAUAUCUGGCAUAGUAUCUCUUACUCUCCCCCACCCCCAGUCAACUUAAUGACUAAGGCCAAACCAGCAGAUCAUGUUCCACUGGGAUUGCAGCUCUGAAGAUACACUUCUAAUUGCUGUGAGUGUACAUUUAUUUCUGUAAUAGUAUUGUGUGACAUCAAUUUUUAAAAUCUUUAAAUGUUAUGGCCACAAUAUGCUAUUCCUCCUCAGUGUGAAAAACAAGUUAGAUAUUAAAAAGAUCUUGUCUGUCCCUCAGUGGUGGAAGGACUAUUUCAGAUUUUUUACCCCUAGACAUUUUUACUUUGAAUUUAAGACUUUGCACAUAGAAAAUAGUAAGAUUGCAUAUGAAACUGUUACAUGAAUGGAACGUAAGCCAUGAACUUUAACUGAAGUGUGCACAUUGAUUAAUUCUGAUAGGUUGCUGUCCUUGAUCAUUUUAGAGGAGAUUAAGCCAAAAGUUGAUUGUACUUAUAAUAUUUCCAGAAUGUGGGAAACAAAUAUGUAUCUAAUUUAGUUUAGGAUUUUUGUUGUAUCAUCAUGGUGGUCUUAACUGGAUAAUUUAAUUAUAAAAAUGAGAUAAUUCUAUUACAUGAACUAACAAAAUAAUUAUAGAAAAUAUUUGUUCAGUUUUAAGUAUUAGAGCUUAAGGAAAAACAAAUUGGCUUUAUUUGUGUUCAGAGAGAUUAAUUCAUUUUUCUUAUGAUAGAAUUAAAAAUUAUUUGACUAAAUUAAUAUUGAUUUGUAACUAUUUUUAUAGUAAAAGUGAAAACUGUAAUAAUUGUGUUGGGCAUAAUAGUUUUUUAAAGAAGGGAAUCUGUUUAUUGCUUUCAAAAACAUUUUCUAGAAUGAGGGAAGAAAGUUUACAGGCUUUCCAAGCACAUUUCUGUUUUUCAGUGCUGUUAUUAAUGAAUUUUUAAAAGAGGAAUUUCUUUUUGUAAGAACCUAGUAGUAACUAUUCUUUACAGUUCUGUGAAAGGACUUUUUUUUUCACUUUAAUAUUUAUUAAUUUAAAAAUAUUUGCAUCUCAUUUGUAAUGAUUUAUUGUUUUAAUUUUUUCUAUGUAUUAUUUUUAAAAAGAACAUACUUAUUAGUUGAAUGGGGGAUAAAGCUUUUAGAUAUUUUCUAAAAUAUUUAUAAAAUACUUAGGUUGACUAUUGAGAAAUCACCUCCAAAAUGGUGGCUAUCAAACAACCUUUAAUUUUUAAAGCACAAAUCACACAUUUAGUAACUCCUGUGUGAAUUUAUUUUAGCUGUGACAUUCAACUGAAAACAUCAGAUAUGUUUUGGGAGAAGUCUUCAUUUGAGAACACCAGAGGAAGCUAAGCCAGAAUCUAAUGCAGUUAGCUAUUAAUGACAAUGCUUUAUUGACAGUAUACUGCUGUUUCCUCAUGAAAUCUCAACUAAAUAAUUUUGUUGUGGAAUAACAUCACUGUAACAUUGCCCUCAUGAAGUUCAAUAAACCAGCUUUGCCAUAAAGAA
Messenger RNA from Pteronotus mesoamericanus, 3312 nucleotides. It is a transcript of the gene RAB33B, whose product is annotated as RAB33B, member RAS oncogene family. The coding region runs from base 293 to 982 and encodes 229 amino acids. Gene Ontology annotation, biological process: Rab protein signal transduction; regulation of exocytosis. The record is from RefSeq and is a predicted model, not a curated record. Lineage: Eukaryota; Metazoa; Chordata; Mammalia; Chiroptera; Mormoopidae. The transcript is spliced from 2 exons. Gene Ontology annotation, molecular function: GTPase activity; GTP binding.